AUUUUUUUUGGUUUUUGGGAAUCUCUACUAUCAUCGGCCUCUACAUUCAUGAAGCUCGGAAUGACAGACAUGGAUCCUGACAAUGGAGAACAUGAGGAGGUGAAGAGGAUCAAGGACAAGUCCAAGGAGAAGGCGAAGCAACCAGCUAUCGAUUCAGAUGCAAAGGCAGCGAAGAAAGCCGAGAAGGAGGCGAAGAAGAAGAAGAAGAUGGUGAGUUACUCUGAGUGAACUGCACCUUGAGAUAAUGAUUGACCGGACUGGCUGAAUUCCAGAAGCAGGAGGGAGCAGAUGUGAAGGAUGAGCCGAUAGCUGAAUCAUCGGUAUCAGAAGGGAGAGGAUUGGUCAAAUCUAGGUCCGAACUGGAAGUCGCCAGGAUGCUGGAACCGAGCUCUGAAGGGGACGAUGAGGAGACAGUGGUUGAGGCGGAUGUGGCGGAUCUGAAGAGCGAAAAGAAGAAGAAGAAGACGACGGACGAGGAACAGAAGAAGACGAAGAAGAGCAAGAAGUCGAGCAAGGAGGAGAGCAAUGACAUCUUGGUAGAGGAGAAGAAGGAGAAGAAGGAGAAGAAGGAGAAGAAGGAGAAGAAGGAGAAGAAGGAGAAGAAGGAGAAGAAGGAGAAGAAGGAGAAGAAGGAGAAGAAGAAGGAGAAGGAGAAGAAGGACAAAACGGUGGAAGUCGAAGCAGAAGCAGAAGCAGAAGUAGGAUCUCCAGAGCAAGAAACGCAGGGCAAGAAGGACAAGAAGAGAAAGGCGAGUGAAGCGGAGGGAAUAAUCUAUGGAGAGGGCGAUGGUGAAGCAGCCCAGAGCGGGAAGAAGCAGAAGAAGAAGAAACGGAAGAGCAAAGACGCCGACGAAGAAGCCGACGUCGAACAGAGUGUGGAGGGUGGCUCGAGCGGGAGCAAGAAGAGAUCACGAGAGCCAGUCACUGAAUCUGCAGAUGUCACUACUGUCUCUGAAGAACCGAAAAAGGCCAAAGGGAAGAAGAAACAAAAGGCUGUUGGUCCAAGUAUCUCCUUAGGGGAGAUUGAAAGUGAUGAAAGAAUGAGCGAGACGGCGAAGAAUGCUAUAAUUUAUGUUCAUCAACAUUCGUCUCAACUUGUACCGUCUGAGCCUGCGACUCAAGGUUGGAAAUUCAACAAGGCGAAACAGAACUGGCUGGUCAAGCACGUUUUCGACAAUGCUCAAGUGCCAGACGAGUAUGUAGAGUUGGUACUGGGUUAUCUCAAGACUAUCCAAGGCAUGGGCAGAGCGCAUUUGAUCGAAGUUGCCAAGGGUCAUUCCAAGCCUAAGGCUGCUGCUAUUGAGCAAGCCGCGGUCGAGCACGAGGAUUCAAAGGCGAAGCCAACAACGACCCAGGACAACACUGUAAAUGCCAAGGAUGGGAUAUCUGGAGAUGCCUCGCGCAAGACGGAUCAGACCACCGCUGCGGAUGCGAACGAAGACGACGUCACAGCCAAACGAGUGACUUUUGACCAGACCGUAUCUUCUGGCGAUGCUCAAGCAGACGAGCAACAGCUGAUGGCGGACGACGAAGCGGCUGAAGCUGCUGCUGCUACCGACGAGGCGAAUCGGAUACAGAUCAGGAUAGAUAGAGCUAAAAAGGUUCUCAAAAUCCUCGGGGCGAGGUAGAUUUGAAGAGGCUGAAGUGAUAAUGACGAUGGCCUGUUGAAGAGGCACGCACACCGUAAUGACGAAAGAUCAUUGAUAUUGAUCUUAUGAUGAGGGCAUUUCAUGUAGUAAACGAUAGCUAGCAUGCACAUCGAACGAGACGCAAUGUGAAGCCGGG
Messenger RNA from Kockovaella imperatae, 1785 nucleotides. RefSeq lists its product as hypothetical. The transcript has 4 exons. Bases 375 to 1628 code for a protein of 417 amino acids. The record is from RefSeq and is a predicted model, not a curated record. Lineage: Eukaryota; Fungi; Basidiomycota; Tremellomycetes; Tremellales; Cuniculitremaceae.